AUGGCACCUACCGAAUAUGUCGACCGUCCGGUGCCAACGAUCUCACUCGAAGACUUCGACGAUCGUAUCGAUGCGAUAACCAAGGAGCUAGUCAAUGCAGCAGAGAAUGUUGGCUUCUUCUGUGUCAUUGACCACGGCAUCUCAUACGAGUCCGUCGACCGAAUCUUUGAUCAGUCUGCUCGAUUUUUCAGCCAAGAUGACAACGUCAAAGCACAGGUUCCUUUCUCUCCGCAGCACAAUGCUGGGUGGGAGAAGAAUUCGCAAGUACGGCCUUCAACUGGUGUGGCUGACCGCAAGGAGUCUUAUCAGAUGCAGUUUGGAGAGGGAAUGAAUGGUCGAUGGCUUGCAGAUGAGGCUCUUCCAGGGUUUCGAGAGGAGGCCCUCAGCUUCAUGCAGCAAGCACAAAGUGUUAGCGAGAAGCUCAUGAUUUGCUUUGCACGGGGCCUCGGCUUUGAGAAUGAUUACUUCGUCAGUGCACACGAUGUCAGUCGUCCCGAAUCUCAAACAGUGUGUCGGCUACUGCACUACUUCGAGACACCAGAGCUGCCAAACCCAACCGGUGAGGUAUAUCACCGAGCCGGAGCACACGCAGAUUGGGACUUGUUGACUCUACUGUUCCAAAAGGCUGGUCAAUCUGGUCUCGAGAUUUGCCCGGGCCGAGAGCUAUCUACAUCUUUCGGUUACGGAGACGCUUGGACAAAAAUAGAGCCAGAUGUUCAGAAGAACGCCAUUGUCUGUAACGUUGGCGAUCUUCUUAUGUCCUGGUCAGACGACCGCUUCAAGUCAACGUUCCACCGCGUGAAGGCACCUUGUGAGCCCGGAGACUACUACGGUGAGCGUUACAGUAUAGCCUUUUUCAACCAGCCAUGUCGAGAUGCGCAGAUUCAGGGUCCAUUGAAGAAGUACCCUCUGAUCACCGGCGAAGAGUUUACUAGGGAUGCAAUGAGCCGCAACUUCAAGAGUCUGAAAGAGAAGCUUCAAAACAAGGAAGAGGUAAAGUCCAGAGAAGCUUCGAGCAUCGCCGUCAUGUCGCAGCUUAGUACAAUGGCCUAG
Molecule: messenger RNA, 1053 nt
Organism: Macroventuria anomochaeta
Lineage: Eukaryota; Fungi; Ascomycota; Dothideomycetes; Pleosporales; Didymellaceae
Product: oxidoreductase domain-containing protein
Exons: 3
Coding region: 1-1053 (350 amino acids)
Source: RefSeq, a predicted model, not a curated record